UUUUUUUUUUUUUUUUGAUGUCAUAUUGAGUCUCAAAAAAAAAAUUUUUUUUUUCUUGUAUUCCUUCUUCCUAAUUACACAAUGGACAGAAAAAGCCAAGAUUUUCAAAAAAGAGAGGCUGCAUAUGAGGCCAUUAAGAAGCAAUAUAAGUCACUCUAUAAAAAAAAGGCAGAUAUAUUAACCUUGAAGAAGAACCCGGAUCAACCGACAUGCUGGCCAUUGAAAUUUACGUUAUUGAAUAAUGAAAGUUUAAAUGGGGAUUACGUUUCAAAAUUAUCUCGUUCUAGGCCUACUAAAAGACUUAAAGUGCAACUUUAUAACGAUUCGUAUGAGUCGUAUAAGGCGAGAAUUAUGCGGAUGGCUAGGACAAUGACCCGUAGGAAAAAGAAUAUCCUGGCAGAGGAUUUUAUAGACGAAUUCGUCAGCCAUUUCUUAACGAACGAAUUAAAGCCGAAACCCCGAACAGAAAUGAAUGAAAAAGCCGUGGAGUUUAUACAGGAUGCCUCUGUAGAUCUAAUAGAUAAUGUAUUAUUAAAUAUGGUUAAUUCACACACUGAAGGGGAAGGCUCAUUUGAUUGGGAAUUUACGAUGGGAAACUUGCUCUCACUUGGCCUACCCACCUGUGUCACUGACAGAGUGAAACGACGUAUGGAAUCCACCACUGGUAAAAACGUACCAGCCAUUACCGCGAUGAUGGUUACACGGCCAAGUUUAUCAGAUCUUACAAUCACGUCCGCAGAAGUGGAAAUGAAGAAAGAGAUUGAGAAAUUAAUCAUAAAAAAUGAAAGGUUUGAAUCAUUGCCAGAGGAUCAACCAUUUGAGGACUCUGUGAAAUGGUUAAUGGACUUGGAUAAGAAAGAUCAGUGUGCUAAAGAUAAAGAAAUUGAAAAGAUUCAUCAAGAUUACACAACGCGCAUUCUAGAUUAUAAACCAGCCUUCUUCUAGGUGCUACUGUCGUUCUUUUUUCUUUUUUAAAUGCCAGCGAAAAAUAAAGUUACAACCCAUUUUAUUUGCCCGUUCAUAU
Molecule: messenger RNA, 1024 nt
Organism: Mucor mucedo
Lineage: Eukaryota; Fungi; Mucoromycota; Mucoromycetes; Mucorales; Mucoraceae
Exons: 5
Coding region: 82-945 (287 amino acids)
Source: RefSeq, a predicted model, not a curated record